UGACGAGGGACGGAGCCACGGAGGGAGGAGCCCACGAGGCGAGAUCUGCCCACUGCCCCUCGCGUUCCCCUCUCCCCUGCGUCGUCGUCUCUUCUCCCCCCAAAUCCCCCGAACCCUACCGCCGAUCCGGGCCCAGAUCGCCAUGGCCGCCCCCAACAGCAACGAUGCAGCCAACGCCAGCGCCAGCGCCAGCGGCACCGCCCCCGCCGGCGAGGAGGACACCUCCAUCGAGGCGCUGGCGCGGCGCGUGCAGGAGCAUAUGACCCUCGCCUCCAACCCCACCGCCCGCCGCCACAAGUUCUGGGAGACUCAGCCCGUCGGCCAGUUCCGCGACGCCGCCGACACGUCGCUCCCGGAUGGCCCCAUCGAGCCGCCGACGCCGCUCUCCGAGGUGCGCGCCGACCCCUACCCGCUCCCCGCCGCCUUCGAGUGGCUCACCUGCGAUCUCGACGACGACGCGCUCCUCGCCGACCUCUACUCGCUGCUCGCCCACAACUACGUUGAGGACGACGAGAACAUGUUCCGCUUCAACUACUCCCCGGCCUUCCUCCGCUGGGCGCUCAAGCCGCCAUCCUUCUUCCGCGCCUGGCACAUCGGCGUCCGCGCCAAGGAGUCGAAGAAGCUCGUCGCCUUCAUAUCGGGCGUUCCCGCGCGCAUCCGCGCCCGCGAUGACGUCGUCCGCAUGGCCGAGAUCAACUUCCUCUGCGUCCACAAGAAGCUUCGAUCCAAGCGCCUCGCACCCGUCCUCAUCCGCGAGGUCACCCGCCGCGUCCACCAGGAGAACAUCUGGCAGGCUGCAUACACCGCAGGGGUCGUCCUCCCAACCCCCAUCACCACCUGCCGCUACUGGCACCGAUCCCUCAACCCUAAGAAGCUCAUCGAUGUUGGGUUUUCUCGCCUUGGUCCGCGCAUGACCAUGAGCCGCACUGUCCGGCUCUACAAGCUGCCUGAUGCGCCGCUCACCCCUGGAUUCCGCCGGAUGGAGCUCCGGGAUGUUGCUGCUGUCACAAGGCUGCUGAGGGCCUACCUUGCAAAGUUUGUGGUGGCGCCUGAUUUCGAUGAGGUGGAUGUGGAGCACUGGCUGCUGCCGCAGGAGGAUGUGGUGGACAGCUACCUUGUUGAGAGCCCUGAGACGCAUGAGGUCACAGAUUUCUGCAGCUUUUACACGCUGCCGUCAUCUGUGCUGAACAAUGCUAACUAUGCGACGCUCAAGGCUGCAUACUCGUAUUACAAUGUUUCCACCAAAACCCCAUUGCAGCAGCUGAUGAACGACGCGCUAAUUGUUGCCAAGCAGAAGAACUAUGAUGUGUUCAAUGCUCUUGAUGUCAUGGAGAAUGAGCCAUUCCUCAAGGAGCUCAAGUUUGGUCCUGGAGAUGGGCAGCUCCACUAUUACCUCUACAACUACCGGAUUCGCAAUGGCAUCAAGCCUUCAGAGCUUGGCCUUGUACUGCUAUAGGCAGUCCAAUCAGGACAGUCCUCAGUUUACACCUGUACUUCACAGCAGGUUGUUCACUGUGCAAUCUGGUGGUUUCUCAUUUUGUUUAUCGGGGUAGUGAUUCUCCUUGAUAUGAUUGCCAUGGCCAUUGAUGGGAGUCCAAGAUGAUUUGCAAACGAGGAGUCUUGAAUUAGAAAUCCUUUUCUUCAUUUAAGAUUAUUGUUUCCCAUUAGUGACAUUUUGUGUGCGUGGUCGAAAUAUGUAUGAUGGCACUGAGUUUACCAAGAAAUUUUGAUAGAACUUGUGAUAUCGAUGUCAUUCAUAUGCUGUGUUGUUAUGGUUGCCCAUGUAUAUGUCUUGA
Molecule: messenger RNA, 1796 nt
Organism: Panicum virgatum (switchgrass)
Lineage: Eukaryota; Viridiplantae; Streptophyta; Magnoliopsida; Poales; Poaceae
Product: glycylpeptide N-tetradecanoyltransferase 1
Exons: 2
Coding region: 143-1456 (437 amino acids)
Biological process (GO): N-terminal peptidyl-glycine N-myristoylation
Cellular component (GO): cytoplasm
Molecular function (GO): glycylpeptide N-tetradecanoyltransferase activity
Source: RefSeq, a predicted model, not a curated record